Tricharina praecox is the source of this 2382-nucleotide messenger RNA. Its product is annotated as chromatin assembly factor 1 subunit A-domain-containing protein. Gene Ontology annotation, biological process: nucleosome assembly. The record is from RefSeq and is a predicted model, not a curated record. Gene Ontology annotation, cellular component: nucleus; CAF-1 complex. NCBI's taxonomy places the organism in Eukaryota, Fungi, Ascomycota, Pezizomycetes, Pezizales, Pyronemataceae. The coding region runs from base 284 to 2002 and encodes 572 amino acids. The transcript is spliced from 3 exons.
UUUAUGUCUUUCGCGCCUUCUGCCCGAUCUACCUACUCUAGAAUAGAGUGAACACCCUGCACCACCACGACCACCACGACCACCACUAGGUACCACCGCCACUGCCAUUACCACGGCCAUUACUACGGCCAUUACCAUUACCACGACCACCGCGACUACCACCGCGACUACCACUACGACGGCCACCACCACCAUCACCUUCAUCGGCUACGCGCAACCCAGCAAUCCCACGCGAAGGACGAAGACGCGAAGAAUUUGAAGGAAUUGACAAGAACGGAGAGAGAUGGAACCCGCCAUGGCACUGUCACAGCCCUCCGCAGCCAAACCCGCCAAAGGCGACGUCUCGACCCAGCUCGACACGCUAGCCCUCGCCUCGUCACCUCCUCCCCCAGAAAGCCGUAAGAGACCCGCCGGGGAUGACGGGGACCAGUCGGGGACAGGGCCUGCUCCGCCGCCCACGGUGAAGAAACCGAAGAUCACGGAGGAGGAGCGGAAGGCGAAGGAGAAGGAGAAGGAGGAUAAGCGGAGGGAGCGGGAGGUGAGGGAGCGGGAGAAGGAGGAAAGGAAGCGGGAGAGGGAGGCGCAGAAAGCGGAGAGGGAUGAGAAGAAGCGGAUCCGGGACGAGGAGAAGCAGAAGAAGGACGAGGAGAAGCGGAAGAAGGAGCGCAGCCAGCCCACACUGAGCAUGUUCUUCCGGACGCCGAAGAAAGAUCCGUCAGCGUCGGCGCCGGCGAGUGGUGCGAGUGCGGGUGUUGCGACGGUCGAGCCGGCAGCGGAAAAGAAACUGCCCUCGUCGGCGUCCGGUGAUUACCUGAGAGCCUUUGGACCUUUCUUUGUCAAGACGAAUAUGAUCGUGGCCCCACAGAGCCCCUUUCUAAGGGAUGAGCAGGCGAAGGUGGCGAUCAGUAGGGCUAUCGAUGAGGCGUUGGGGUUGCCGAGGGACGGAGCGGCGGAUGAGAUGGAGGUGGAUGAUGGGGAGGAAGUCCCCCCGGUGCGCAGGGUCACGGCGGAGGAGAUCGCUGAGCUGCUACACAUCCACCCGCUCAAGGCGCGGGCACGACGAGGGAAACCGAUGGCCUUCACCACUCGAGACAUCCUGGCACGAAUCGAGAACCCUGACGACCCCUGCCUACCUCCAUUGACGACGACGACGGGCCGAGCCACGAACGAAACCUACGACUCCGCCUUCUACCUCAAGCUACUGAACGAGCUACCACACAAAUUCCUCAGAUUCGCCGAGGACGUACGGCCGCCGUACAACGGUACUUACACCAAGACCCCCGAAACCAGUGGCCUCCGCUCCGGCAGGAAACCGUUCGAUAGAGCUCUUCCGGGCGUAAACUACGAUUACGAUUCCGAAGCGGAGUGGGUGGCGGAUGACGAGGACGGAGAGGAUCUCCUUAGUGAGGACGAGGAGGACAAAGACUCUGAUGGCGGUGAUUCAUUGGACGGCUUCCUGGACGACGAGGAAGACACGGGGCUGAAGCGGGCUCGGAUGGCGGUGCUCAUCGCGACGAAUUCGGGAAUGUGCUGGGAGGAUGCGGCGGGCAGGGCAGCUCGUCCGGAUCUGGAGGAGAUGAGAAUUCGGUUUUUGAUGGACGGCAUAUCUGCUCCCAUCGACCCGUUUUCCACAAAGUAUUGGGAGCCCCAAGCCUCGGCAGAGAGCAAACGCACCUCGGCCUCAACCGCCAUGGAGCCUCCACGCAAACCCCUCACAGCCCUGAACCGCACCCUCCCAGCUGUGGCUGCGGCAGCGGCGGCAGCAGCGGCGGCAGCAGCAGCGACCACAGCUUCCGGUGCUCCAAAGAAACUGGUACCCCCAGAGCACAUGGAAGAGUUCAAGCGCGCCAUCGACGGCAGCGACAUGACAAAAGCCGGCCUGAUCGAGGUAUUGAAAAAGGCCUUCCCAAAGAUCGGCAAAGACAACAUCAAGAACACGCUCGACCUGGUUGCGGAGCGGGUAGGAGAGAAGAGGGACGAUAAAAGGUGGGUGCUCAAGUAACCCGAGUACACACUUAGGUAGACAACAUGGUGUUUAUGUGUGCGUGGUUUGUUGCAUGGAGCGUGUGCUGCGGAUUUCUAUCUAUCGGAGAUGGGUAGACGCCUUCUUGUCUUUUUUUUUGUGUUUUCGUGAGAUUUAACUUGACGGAACGGAACCUUUUCUUCUCCUUGCUUGGUUCUUAUGUAUGAGGGCGUUUUGAAAUUGUUCUAUACUACGAUAGAUUAGGUAGAUAUGUUGCGGCGCGGCGGUUUUUAUCACGCUGCUCCACUGCUCCACUGCUACCUACCUAGGUGCCUACCUGUUUGCACGCGGCGUUGGAUAUCUCCUGGCAGUUGGUUACAUGUCAUACGCGCCAAAAGAAUCGAAUCGAAUCAUCAGGG